Molecule: messenger RNA, 710 nt
Organism: Dromaius novaehollandiae (emu)
Lineage: Eukaryota; Metazoa; Chordata; Aves; Casuariiformes; Dromaiidae
Product: NADH dehydrogenase [ubiquinone] iron-sulfur protein 4, mitochondrial-like
Exons: 5
Coding region: 86-601 (171 amino acids)
Biological process (GO): electron transport chain
Source: RefSeq, a predicted model, not a curated record
CUUCGCUCGCCUUCGCGUUUCCUGUCUGGGCGGAGGAGGUUUGGCCCUGCGACGCCGCCGUUCCCCAGCGGCGGCGGUAACCGUCAUGGCGGCGGCUCUCUCAAUGUCAGCGGCUCUGAGGCACCUUGUUGCGGUGAGCGGGGCCGCCGCGGCCCGCCGGACUCCGGCCAGGUCACUGAGCACUUCCACAUGGCGGCUGGCACAGGACCAAACUCAAGACACGCAACUCAUCACAGUUGAUGAAAAAUUGGAUAUCACUACUUUAACUGGUGUUCCAGAGGAGCACAUCAAAACCAGAAAAGUUCACAUUUUUGUUCCAGCACGUAAUGCAAUGCAGGCAGGAGUUAACAACACAAAGAAGUGGAAGUUGGAAUUUGAUAACAGGGAGCGCUGGGAGAACCCUUUAAUGGGUUGGGCAUCUACAGCUGAUCCUUUAUCCAACAUGGUUCUUACUUUCUCUACUAAAGAAGAUGCCAUUGCCUUUGCUGAAAAAAAUGGCUGGAGCUAUGAUGUUGAAGAGAAGAGAAUUCCAAAACCUAAAUCCAAGUCUUAUGGUGCAAACUUUUCUUGGAACAAAAGAACAAGGGUGUCUACAAAAUAGGUUGGCAUUGGCUAUCUGUCUGACUGUUAAUAAAGUCAGCUGUGCUGUAUUUAUAGUCCAUGUAUAAUACAUCUCUUAAUCUCCUAAUAAAUUUGACCUUUAAACUACA